Molecule: messenger RNA, 1220 nt
Organism: Saccoglossus kowalevskii
Lineage: Eukaryota; Metazoa; Hemichordata; Enteropneusta; Harrimaniidae
Source: RefSeq, a predicted model, not a curated record
UCACAAGUUAAUUCGAGAACGUUAUUAAUAUGAAGGGGGCUUCAGUACAGAUUUUGGUACUAUUAAUAUGGCAUGUUACGCUGAUUGAAACCGUUAAUGGUUAUUUAGACGGCGACAGUAAUACGAGGAUUAAACGAUCUCCGGAAUCACUGCAGAACAAAAAGCUCGAAUAUGAAUCCACAAAGGUGACGGAAUUAGAAGACGUGUUAACGAAUAACAUGACGAACGUUGUGGUCUGUCAUUGGGUGAAAAUUGAUGACGCCCCACCAAACAACACCAAACUACUGUGGCAAUACGGGGAUCCUGAAUACGACCAACCACAGAUGGGGCUCGCCUUGAAUGAAGAUGCACAGCCUAUGGCGAUUCUGUUCAACAGUGUACCAACUUACGAACUAUCAGCGGCACUCAAAGACGGACAGUGGUACCAUAUUUGUCUGAAAUGGGAUGGCACUGUAGGAUACGUGGAAUACAUAGAGAACGGCCAAGCUCGGACGAAUGGUACAGACAUCAUUGCAACUCAAGAAAUGUUAGCAUACGGGACACUAAAGCUUGGCGGCGCUGACUACAAAUUCGAACUAUCUGAAUUCAACAUUUGGCAAUCAGAUAUGAACUUGUAUGAAAUCCAAAAGAUAUAUAACUGUAAUCCAAAGAGUCAAGGAGAUAUGUUUUCCUGGAAUUCAAUAUCUAUAGUUGAUGAUCAGGAAAUUGUUAAAGAUUUAGAUUUACCGGGAGAGAACGAAGCGACAUUUGUAUGCGAAGGAUGUGCGAGGUACGAGUUGUACUUCACUAGACAAACUUACGCAUAUGCCAAAUAUGUAUGUGAACAAAAGGGAAGCCUGGCCAAGCUUGCGACAAAAAGUACCUAUCAGUUCGUUCGGUCGUUGUUAUUAAGUACUGAUAUAAUACAGCGUGUGCAGGGAAAUGGUUAUUGGAUAGGCCUGCGGGACACAGGAAUAAACCAGUUCGAAUGGCAAGACGGCGAACCACUUGAAAAUGGUGACUAUAGUAACUGGGCAAAGCGGCAGCCGAAUAACAGGAAAGAUAAAAACGGAAACUACCAGGACUGCGUUCAGUUAUGGGCAAAAGGAGCUUUCAAGUGGGACGAUGAUUGGUGUUAUAAGAAAAAGAGUUAUAUUUGUGAAAUUGAUUUCCACAUCCACCGAUCACAUGACAUAUCGCUUUACACAUGUGACGUCAAGCUUGAAACGUACAACACUUAA